CGUCCUGACGUCACCAGAUAGCUUCUUCCGCUGCCGGUAUAGCGAGUGCCUGAGAAGGAAAAAGAGAAGUGCCUAAAAACGUCGCAACAAUUGCCGAUUUAUCUUUUUAGGACAACGAGUGACAGCAGAGAAAAAUAAUAACACCACAGUGUCCAAGAUCUGUUAAAGCCAAUCCACUAAAGGUGACCGACAAUGGCUGUGAACGUGCACUCGACCUCAGUGACCAGUGAAAACUUAAGUCGUCAUGACAUGUUGAUCUGGAUCAAUGACUCUCUACAGAUGAACCUCACAAAGAUAGAAAUGUUGUGUACAGGUGCUUCCUACUGCCAGUUCAUGGACAUGCUGUUUCCCAACUCUGUGCCUCUGAAGAAAGUGAAAUUUGCUGCCAAGCUGGAGCAUGAAUACAUUCAUAACUUCAAGCUUCUGCAAGUUUCCUUCAAGAAGAUGGGAGUGGACAGAAUCAUUCCUGUAGACAAACUGGUGAAGGGCAAGUUCCAGGACAACUUUGAGUUCGUCCAGUGGUUUAAGAAGUUCUUUGAUGCCAACUACAAUGGGACGGAGUACGACCCAGUGGAGGCGAGGCAGGGUCAGGACGCCAUGCCCGUUCCCAACACUUCCAUGUCGGCUCUCUCCAAACCCCCUAAAAAGGCUAUCAGUCAAAAUCCUCAGAGGCCACCCGUUGCAAAGGUAGCACCCAAGUUGUCUAACGUCAGCGCGAGGAAGGCGGUAUCGGGGGGAGGGGACGAGGAGAGGGCAGAGCUCAUGAAUGAGGUCGAGCUCCUGAAAUCUACCAUUCAGGACAUGGAGAAGGAGAGAGAUUUUUAUUUCGGAAAGCUGCGGAACAUUGAGCUGAUUUGCCAGGAGAAGGAUGGAGAGGGCGACCCCACGCUGCAGAGGAUCAUCGACAUCCUCUACGCCACAGACGAAGGCUUUGUGAUACCGGAUGCCGAGGAGCAGGAGGAGUUUUAAUAUUCAAGACUGCAAGCAACUUUUCACUUGGAUGCCCUGGUCUACAAACCACCUCGAGAUCCUUCCUCAGGCCAAGAAAGCCAGUUUGGUUUCACGUCCGACAUCAAACCUGAUCUCGACUUGCCCCACCCCCCACCCCCCCCCUGUACUCCCGCAACCUCUCCUCAACCCAAAUCCCUCCAAACCUGCUGGACUUUUCCUUCUAGCCUUCAGCAGCCGUACAGCUCCUUUUGUCCUGAACCAUCUUUUCUCAAUAAUCUACAAAGCCUCGGUCGCUGCUUCGUCACCCCCACCCUCCCCUGUAACCCCCCACCCUCCCUUUAAAACCAGAUUGUGCAGAACAUAUCUGGUUUUUGUAAUGGACAUGUGUGAAAAACACAGUGAUGUUCUGUGUGUGAGUGUGUGUAUUUUUGUGCGUGUGUGGUUGUAUGUGUUUUAAUAAUCGCGUUGAAACAAAUUAAACAUGAAGAACCUCCCCUGAAGACCCGGCUGUCACUCUGUCCCAAACUAACCCACACUUUUUGUUCGUGUUGACACUGCAGCCAUUUUGUGCCUUCCUGUUGACACUGAUUUUCAUUCAAUUGGAGGAAAAAGAAUGCACAGAAGUGAGGAAAAUGUUCUAAAAAAUGCACACAUUCCCAACUAGAACAUGUAGUUUUGCAUCUUUUCAAGCCAAAUCUGAGGUGUACUUUUGGCCAACUGUUACCAAUUUGGGUCAUUAUAUGUUUUUGAAAUUAAACUUCAAGCCAGUAGGCAUAACAUACAAAUUCCAGUUUUAUGUAGCUGAUAUGUUUCUAAGAUAAUGAAAUGAGGAAAAGCAACUUGUGACGCCGAAGGGCUCGGAGUUUAGUCUGGGACGAGGCAGCAGUCGGGUCUUCUCUGCCUGUUUUUUUUUCACAAAGAACAUCAUCCUGAUUUUGUCCUGUUGAGCUUCAGAAGCUUUUGUAAAUGUAUGCUACUGUUUUAUCACAUUUCCCAGUCAUUUUUUAUUUCAGGCACCUGCCCGUCAUUGUCUCUACUUUACACAACUGUUUUCUGUUAAGGUGUAGUUUAUUUCUCACGAUCACCUAAGAUUUGGGUUUUUGCUCCCUGUCUACCUGGGUGUUCACAUUUCAGGCAUCUUAAAUGUGCAAUUCUUAACUCCAGAAAAGUGGCUUUGUCUUUGAGGCGAUGUCAGGUGGCAGCCUUUUAAAAACUAGCCAAUUAGUAAAAAGUGCAAAACUGUUGACGUAAAGACGGUUUUCUUUAGGAUUGUCUCCGUUUUAUACUAGUGGCCCUUACGCAAACCUGAAAGUGGCUCCUGUGAUUCUUCCAGGCUUUGUCAGGUAGACUAAUAACUUUCUGCUGAUUACUGAAGUUAGACCUUUUCCCCCUAAAGCUGUUAAAAAAUUGCACAAUCAAUGAGUUGCCACUGUGAAGGCAUAUCCCUUUCCGGGAAUGCAAGACAGGUGUCGUCUUCCUCUUUUCUUUUCCUAUCUCCACUCCUUGAUUGACCAAUUUUAAUACUAAUAAUAUUAUAUUGUAGAUCUGAAAUAAGACUCUGUAACAAAGUGCUUAAUCUGAAACACAUUGUUAACUUCACACAAACUGUUCACGGCAAUGUGUUAUUCGAGUACAAAACUAUCGAUGGCCUUAUUCAAAGCAUUUUUCAUAACUUUUUGUUUUAUACUUUUCUUUAAUGUAAGUUUCUGCUGUUUUGGGCAAAUGUUUGUACUGUUAGUCAUAUUUUAAUGUGUUCUGAAAAUAAACAACAUUGGAGGUA
Molecule: messenger RNA, 2731 nt
Organism: Eleginops maclovinus (Patagonian blennie)
Lineage: Eukaryota; Metazoa; Chordata; Actinopteri; Perciformes; Eleginopidae
Product: microtubule-associated protein RP/EB family member 1-like
Exons: 7
Coding region: 193-969 (258 amino acids)
Biological process (GO): regulation of microtubule polymerization or depolymerization; spindle assembly; protein localization to microtubule
Cellular component (GO): microtubule plus-end; microtubule organizing center; spindle midzone
Molecular function (GO): microtubule plus-end binding
Source: RefSeq, a predicted model, not a curated record